Messenger RNA from Pleuronectes platessa (European plaice), 1445 nucleotides. RefSeq names its product cytidylate kinase (gene cmpk1). The coding region runs from base 109 to 768 and encodes 219 amino acids. NCBI's taxonomy places the organism in Eukaryota, Metazoa, Chordata, Actinopteri, Pleuronectiformes, Pleuronectidae. Gene Ontology annotation, cellular component: cytoplasm; nucleus. The record is from RefSeq and is a predicted model, not a curated record. Gene Ontology annotation, molecular function: ATP binding; UMP kinase activity. The transcript is spliced from 6 exons. Gene Ontology annotation, biological process: 'de novo' pyrimidine nucleobase biosynthetic process; CDP biosynthetic process; UDP biosynthetic process.
GGUCAGCUCAGCUUUAUUGUCCCUGCCCUCCCUCCACCCCCUCCUCAGCUACCAAAGCCCCCGCACCGCCGGUUCGAGUCCUCAGCUGCUGCCGGUGGUCGCUGGUGUAUGAUCGGCCGUCUGUUCGGUGCUGUGUCUCAGAGGCUGCCGAGCUUGUUCUCCCCGGUGUCGCUUGUGAUGAAGCCGAAGGUUGUGUUCGUGCUGGGCGGGCCUGGCGCCGGCAAAGGGACCCAGUGCUCCAACAUCGUGGAGAACUACAGCUACACUCAUUUGUCGGCUGGGGACCUGCUGAGAGCAGAGCGAGCCAGAGAGGGGUCAGAGUUUGGACAGCUCAUUGCCAACUUCAUCAAGGACGGUAAAAUCGUCCCUGUGGAGAUCACCAUCAAUUUACUCAGGAAGGCGAUGGAAGAGACUAUGCAGAAAGAUGCGAAAAAGUUCAGAUUCCUCAUCGAUGGUUUCCCCCGCAAUGAGGACAACCUCCAGGGGUGGAACACUGUCAUGGAUGGCAAAGCAGACGUCAAAUUUGUGCUUUUCUUCGACUGCGGUAACGAGGUCUGCAUUAACAGAUGUCUAGAAAGAGGGAAGAACAGUGGACGCACAGAUGACAACAGAGAAAGUCUGGAGAAAAGAAUCCAAACCUACCUACAGUCCACACGACCAAUCAUUGAACUGUAUGAGAAGCAAGGCAAGGUGCACAAAGUAGAUGCCUCUCGUUCUGUGGAUGAGGUGUUCGCUGAUGUGAAAGCCAUCCUAGACAAAGAGGAUUGAAUCUUCCCAACUGCCAACAUUCACUCACCUUUUUCUUUUUUUUCUUUUUACCAGCUGCAAGUACACUAUAGCAAGUUUAUGUCCAUUCAUAUGACUUUUUACUUUGGUUACUUUUUGUUUUCAAUGUAUUUUAUAUCUGCGGCACUCUGUGUGAGUGUGUGCUUAAUUUGUAUUGGUGUGAGUGAGAAGUUGACAUGCCUAGCCGCUAAUUGUGAUCCAUGUUCAGGGAGCUCACAGCUCAUCUUUAAUCAUAGUCUGAGGCCUUCGCUUAAGAACGAAAUGUAUCGUUAGUUUAGAGGAACACUUACAGUACGGGAGGUCUCUAUGGUAUUUGUGGUUUCCCCUCACAGAAUCAUGUCAUCGGAAGGAGCCGUACUGUUUCAGACCAAAUAGUUGUUUGAGCUCAUGACGACGAUUUCAGACUUUAUAGAGAGGUAAAUAGUCUGUCAUUCAAAUAAAAAGCAUACAUCAGUCAAACUGCUUGUAUGACGUGGAGUUAUUAGGUACUCUCCAUCUGUGUUAUAAGUGGCUCUUAAUAUUUUAGAACCCGAUGUGCUUCUUCAGAGCCAUGAAUCCUGGCUCAUCAUUUAGAGAAAACAGCCAGGUCAAAAUACAUAUUCUAUCAAAUCUGUACUGUAUCUUCUUGAAGGAGGGAUGAUAAAUCUCAAAAGUGAAAA